Messenger RNA from Gilbertella persicaria, 1076 nucleotides. RefSeq lists its product as uncharacterized. The transcript is spliced from 5 exons. The record is from RefSeq and is a predicted model, not a curated record. Gene Ontology annotation, molecular function: transcription cis-regulatory region binding; DNA-binding transcription activator activity, RNA polymerase II-specific. Gene Ontology annotation, cellular component: RNA polymerase II transcription regulator complex. Lineage: Eukaryota; Fungi; Mucoromycota; Mucoromycetes; Mucorales; Choanephoraceae. The coding region runs from base 165 to 815 and encodes 216 amino acids.
AUACCAUGAAUCCUUCUUUCUCCGCCAAUCAGAAGCAAGAAAUAUCUCGAAAGAGAAAUAGUGGUAAAUGAUGUUCACCAUUUGACUGUCCAUAGGCUAAAGCUAUAUAUAUGCAUUAAUAGAUGCUAUCACUAAUACUAAUUAUAGCCAUGGUAUGUGACAAAAUGGCCCAUAAACAUUUGAUUUAUUCUUCUAUAGAGAAUCAUUUACAGGCAAUCAUAUACAAAGAGGCAGAAGAGACCAGUGAAAGUGAUGAUCAAGACCUAAAAAUACGGCGCAAAGUACAGAACCGAGCAGCACAACGAGCUUUUCGAGAACGUAAAGAACGUUAUGUCAAAGAACUCGAAAAAAAAAUCGAAUAUUUAUACCAAGAAAACCAACAUCUUAGAUCCAUCAUAUCUCAUUUGGAAUUAGAAAACAAUACACUCAAAGUGCACACUCCUGUAUCAUUGCCAGUUCUCAAUUCAUUUCCUUCUAUCCCUUUACCGCCAUUGAAAAUUCGACCUGCUCCUGUUCCAGAUAACAAGCUAAAAAAAUCUGCUCAAGAACUCACGCUAAAGAAAAAAAUAUCAGUCAAAAUAAAGUCAUCAGAUCCACCAACCCAACCAGUUCGAACGAGCGCUACACAUUCAUCGCUUACAUUUGCUAUUACUACACCUGCAAUUUUGAGUCGAGUCAAGAGGCAAAAAACAACCAAUUCUCAUAACCAAGAGGAAAUAGAGGACUCUUCUAACAAAGAUGGUAUCGUAGCAUCCUUUCUUAAUCAGUCUUAUUUUGAAGACAAUCAUGACUGGAACAUGGUCUUUCUCAACUGAAUAAACUUUUUUUGUUCCGUUAGUACCCGCACGAAUGAGUAAAACACAACAGCGUCAGGGUUGUGUGACAAUAGUUAGUAUAGUAUCCAAGCUAUGCCAUUGAUUGGCGCAUCUAAUAAAAAGUAUGACAUUUUCCUAAAUGAACGAAUAGAGCCGAUUUUUUUGCUAAUUACGUUGCAUUUGAGCUUGGGAAAAUAAGAAUUAGAUUCAUAAAGCGUGAUACAUGCUCGAUUUUAUUUCUUGGCUUAUUUUUCUUUUAUG